Molecule: messenger RNA, 3069 nt
Organism: Brachypodium distachyon (stiff brome)
Lineage: Eukaryota; Viridiplantae; Streptophyta; Magnoliopsida; Poales; Poaceae
Exons: 18
Coding region: 133-2697 (854 amino acids)
Biological process (GO): double-strand break repair
Cellular component (GO): nucleus; site of double-strand break
Source: RefSeq, a predicted model, not a curated record
AUAGUUCAGAGAUAAAAGAGAAAAUUCAAAAAAAAACACAAUUAUUUUAGCUUCAGAUCACCAGCACUUUUGAAGUUAUGGUUUUUCAUUUGGUGGCUCCCAAAAUUGUGGUUAUGUGAAUUUAGAUUUACAAUGUUUGGAUUUUUCUUUAGAGGUGCAAUUUGGUUUUCGGAUAUGACUGCAUUUUUUUUUCCGUUGGGCCGGACUUUUACCAUUUCUGGCCCGCCUCGCUUCCUUCGCUCUAGUUCCUUCUCUUUUCCUCUAAACAAAAGUUCCCUCUUCAGCUCUUCUCUUCGACUCCGUUUCGAAUUUUUGCUUUGGAAUUCCGUGGAAUUUCCUCCAGUUCCCCACUUCAGUGCGGCUGCGGCCUGCGAGGCGAUCUGCCCUAUGGAGCCGGAGCCGGAGCCGCGGCGGUGGGCGGCGACGUACACGACGCAGCUGAAGCAGAAACGCAAGGCCUACCACGACGGCACCCUCAUCCUCCACCCCGACACCGGCCGCCUCGUCCUCCUCGAUGACGCUGGCACGGCCAUCGACGCCAGGUUCCUCCGCGCCGGCGAGUCCGUCUCCGGCGGUGCGUCCCUGUCAUUCCCAUGCCACCUCGUCGACGUCGGCGAACCCCAGCGCUGCCCCACCACUGGCUACUCCGGAGGUUCCUCCGCGCCUGCCGCUUCUAAAACCGCCUACCGCGGAGGGGGCAAGGCGCGUCAGAGCGCGGCGAACACGUGCGCUCCCCGCGCAUUCGUGAAUCCACCGAAGAAUGACGGCGGCAAGGCUGAAGCCGUGGGUUCUGGCUGUGCAAAGGCCGCGGGUUCGACGCUCCAAGAGUGGAGCGCGAUGUACACCACCCAACUGACUCAGAAGGCUAAGAAGUAUCACGAUGGCUUCUUGAGGCUCGAACAAGUUAAUUCGCUUACAAAGCGGAUUGUUUUACUGGAUGAAGAGGGUGAAGUACUGGGCAGCAGGUACCUCAAGUCAGGGGAGUGUGUGGAAAGUGGGAAGAAAUGCAAUUUCCCUAACUAUCUGAUUGAGAUUGGCGAGGCCAAAACUCUAAUGAAAGGUGGAGAACCUAAAUCUUCGGAUGAACCUAUGGUGACAAGAUCAAAGAAUGGGGAGAAUACGAGUAAAAAAAUGGGAAUCGGUGCGACAAGUUCCCUGAAAUUCAUCAGUCCACAAAAGUUCCAUUAUCUUGACAAGAGUAAAUCAGAGGUCACUUCUAGUUUUAACAAGCCGGAGCUUGGAAAUAUUGAAGUUGCAGCUGCUGGCAGCACUGGGAGCCUUAUGGGUUCAACAGAAUCAAGUAUUAAAGAAUGGAGUGUCAUAUACACCACCCAACUAACUCAAAAAGCCAAGAAGUACCAUGAUGGUGUUAUAAAGCUCAUGCAAGUUGGCUCACAUGCAAACCAGAUUGUUUUGCUGGAUGAAGAGGGUGUGGUGCUUGGCAGCAGAUAUCUCAAGUCAGGUGAAUCUGUCCAAAGUGGGACAAAAUGUCCGUUUCCAAAUUAUCUUAUUGAAGUUGCUGAGCUCAUAAUUCAAAAGAACGAUGUAGAGUCUAAACACUCUUCGAGGGAGCCUUUGAGUCACACAGGACCAAAGAAUGGAGAGGAUGCAACUCAAAGGAUGGGUGACAAAAGUAAAUCUCCAAAGUUUGUUAGUCCACUUAAGUUCCAUGAUCACCAGAAGAGUAAAAUAGAAAGCACUGCUGACGGUAACAGGCCACAGUUCGGUAAAUCAACGUGUAGUAAUGUUGGUGAUCCACAUAACUUCCAUGUAUCUACAGAUCUUCAGAGAGGUAAACCAGAUGGGACUGUUAGUUACAGAAGCACAGGCCUUGGCAAACUAACUUCUAGUGACAUGGAUGAUCCACGUAUAUUUAAUGACUUUACGGGUAUCCAGAGGGCUAAAUCAGAAUCUGUGUCCUGGUACAACCGGCCACAAGUAGGCAAAUCAAUUCCUAACAGAAUGGAUGAUCCACUAGAAUUUUGUGAUCUUGAAGAUGGUAAAUCAGUAUGUCCCACUGGUUUUACCACAAGCGAGAUUGGCAAAUCAACUUUUGGUAACACGGGUGAUCCUUUGCGAACUGACCUUGAAGAUGGUAAAUCAGUAUGUCCCACUGGUUUUACCAGGAGAGAGAUUGGCAAAUCACCUUUUGGUAACACGGAUGAUCCUUUGCGAACUGCAUCCCAGAUACUCUCUAUCAUGAAGCCCCCAGCUGGAUUGUCUAACUUUGCUACCCAGUUUCGUACAUCAGUGCAAUCUUGCUUGAAGUUGGAUACUGUGCAGGCAAAGAACUCAGUGAGCACUCAUAGUAGGAAUGAAUCAUCAGGGAAUGCUCAUCCAACUUAUGAUCAUCAGACCGCCAUGAAACAAGCAGCUUUUGAUGGACCCGAAUUGGCCAUGGUAGAUAUCCCAUCAUCUGAGAUUUCCAAUGCAAACGAGCAGAAACUAAAUUCAUCAAGCAAUCUUUAUAAUGGAAACUCUAAUGGUACAGGUUCUGCGCUAAUUAUGGAUGCUACUAGCAUCCUGGGCUUGCGAGAAGAUGAAAGUGGAACUGCAGAUCAGCUCGUUGCAAAUAACACAACAGUGGACCCCAAAUGUGGCAGUGGCUCUUUUCUGCCUCCAAGCAUCCGGACACGUAGAGAUCCCAAGAUUCAGGAUUUAAUAGAUGACUGCCCUUCAUUUGAUCUUGGCUUCUAAUGGAAGGCAUGAUUUGGGGAAACUGGGACAGAAAAUGGGCCAUCUGACGGUUAAUCAGUUGAUUGGUGGGCGACAGAGCAGGCAAAAGCAGGAGUUUUGUGAAGAAAGCGAGUUUUGAUUCCACUGUAGAGUUUUACUCUGUUGUCGUUGUUUUCGUUAAGGAGUGGUUGCUCUUCCUUCUGUUUAGCACUUACAGGGGUGGCUUUUUGCAUGGAAAUGGAAAAAGAAUGAUCACUUGUAGGAGGAUAAAUUUGUAGGAAUGCAUUCGUCCAAACUUCCAUGAUAUAGAAUGCUGAAGAGGUUUGCUUUUACUGUUUGAAAGAAAAGGUGGAAUAUUUGUACAGUUUAAUUAUUAUUUUCAGAUAUGCUGCA